Cannabis sativa is the source of this 2109-nucleotide messenger RNA. Its product is annotated as xyloglucan O-acetyltransferase 1. Gene Ontology annotation, molecular function: O-acetyltransferase activity. Bases 200 to 1513 code for a protein of 437 amino acids. The record is from RefSeq and is a predicted model, not a curated record. Gene Ontology annotation, cellular component: Golgi apparatus. The transcript has 2 exons. NCBI's taxonomy places the organism in Eukaryota, Viridiplantae, Streptophyta, Magnoliopsida, Rosales, Cannabaceae.
UAAUCAUCAUCCUUACCACAAACCCAAAAAACACUCUCUCUCUUUCUCUCUUUCUCUUUCACCAAAAAAUAAAAAACAAAAGCUUUUUUUUUUCUUUAUUUCUUCCCAAACUCAAAAACUCAGCUUCCUCUUCCUCAAAAACCAACCAUAAACAUAGUAGAAGAAAGAAGAGAAAAGGGUAUAUAUAUAUAUAUAUGAGAUGGGCACUAUAAUAAAUCCAUUCAAAGAUCAAUACCAUUCAUCUCAAUCUUUCUUAACCAAAAAGCUCUUACCUUGGACCAUAUAUUGUAUUCUUCCCAUAGCUGUGUUUCGCUUAUACUUUUACCCUCUUAACCUUCCUCUUUCCUCAAUAGAUCAAUUCCCUAAUUCAACCCCAAUUACUAUAAAACCUUCCUUAUCUCAUCCUCCUCCUUCUCAAGGAAAUGAAGGAACUUUAAAUGCAACUUCUUCUUGUGAUUACACAAGUGGCAAAUGGGUUCCUGAUAAACAGGGUCCUCUGUACAAUGGCACAAGUUGUGGAACAAUCAAACAAGGUCAGAAUUGUAUCUCCCAUGGCAGACCUGAUCUGGGUUUUCUCCAAUGGAGAUGGAAACCCAAUCAGUGUUCAAUUCCAAGGUUUAACCCCAACACUUUUCUUCAACUCAUUCAAAACAAACACAUAGCUUUUGUUGGUGACUCCAUGGCCAGAAAUCAAUUAGAGUCUCUUCUUUGCAUGUUGUCAACAGUCUCAACUCCUAAUUUAAUCUACAAAAAUGGUGAAGAUAGCAAAUUUCGUAGAUGGAAUUUCCCUUCUCAUAAUGCCAACCUCUCAAUUUACUGGUCACCAUUUCUUGUUCAAGGAGUUGAAAAAUCAAACAAUGGUCCAAACCAUAAUAAGCUUUAUUUGAAUAGAGUUGAUGAGAAAUGGGGUUCUGAAUUAGGUACUAUAGACCAAGUUGUUCUCUCAAUUGGGCAUUGGUUUCUUCAUCCAGCUGUUUAUUACGAUCAAGAUUCUGUUAUUGGUUGCCAUUAUUGUCCUGGUUUGAACCAUACUGAGAUUGGUUUCUAUGAUGUUUUAAGAAAGGCCUUAAAGACCACUCUUAAUGCAAUAAUGAAGAAAAGUGAAGAAGCUAAAGGUAAACGAAUCGACGUCGUUUUGACUACUUUCUCUCCUUCCCAUUUUGAAGGUGAAUGGGAUAAAGCUGGGGCUUGUCCUAAAACAGAGCCUGAAUUAGAGGAAAAGUUGGUUGAAGGAAUGAAUGGUGAGAUGAGAAAUAUUGAGGUUGAAGAAGUUGGUUUUGCUAAAGAGAAAUCUGAUAAAGGGUUUAGAGUUGAAGCUUUGGAUGUUACUAAGCUAUCAUUGAUGAGACCAGAUGGUCAUCCUGGUCCUUAUAUGUAUCCAUUUCCAUUUGCUAAUGGUGUCACUGAAAGGGUUCAAAAUGACUGUGUUCAUUGGUGUCUUCCUGGGCCUAUUGAUACUUGGAAUGAGAUUUUGUUAGAGGUCAUGAAGAAAUGGAAUCUGGGUCAAUCUUGAAAACAAGAGUUCAGUUACGAUUUUCUGAACUUUUACAUGUACCAAAUUAUGUUUCGAAAUUAUUCUGAAUUAUAGAAAUUGUUGGAUUUAGAGAUUUCUUUCUGUCAAAUUCUUUUAGUACAUGGACAAUAAAAUUAGACAGAAGUCUUUGAGUUCAGAAGAAAAUUAUUCAUAGUGGCAAGAAUGAGCUCUUCUUAUGUGAUGAAGAUGAAUUUAGGAAACAAUUGGGGGAGUUUUUGGAAUUUGAAAUGAUUUUUUUUGUGAAGAGAUACUUCUGACAAUGGAAUUUAAUGGUGGUGCCAAAGUAGUUUUGGACCUUUAUGAUUGAUUGAUCUGUGAAGCUUAUUACAAUGGUCUUUCAAAAAUUAUAUGAAGUACAGAAUUUUGUAAUUGCUGUCAUUGGCACUUCUGCUGUUUUUUUUGUUUGAAUCAAGAGUUUAUAUACACAUGUAUAUUAUCUAUAUAUGAAUAUAUAAUGUGUGAUUUUUUUUGGGCUGAUUUCGUACUCGGUUCCUGCAAUUUGACAGCCUUCAUAUUUUUGUCUCUUGAGGAAUUUGUUUGGAUGUGUUGAGAAUAAAAAGGUAUUUUUCACUUUA